This is a messenger RNA of Armigeres subalbatus, 1551 nucleotides long. Its product is annotated as zinc finger protein 558-like. Gene Ontology annotation, molecular function: DNA-binding transcription factor activity, RNA polymerase II-specific; zinc ion binding; RNA polymerase II cis-regulatory region sequence-specific DNA binding. Lineage: Eukaryota; Metazoa; Arthropoda; Insecta; Diptera; Culicidae. The transcript is spliced from 4 exons. Gene Ontology annotation, biological process: regulation of DNA-templated transcription. The coding region runs from base 165 to 1526 and encodes 453 amino acids. Gene Ontology annotation, cellular component: nucleus. The record is from RefSeq and is a predicted model, not a curated record.
CGAUGUUUUGAUAAAAAAAACAAAACGUAAAUAAAUUUCUCUGACGAAACAAUGCAGUUUUUAAAAGAAAUCAAUUUAAUUUUAAUUUAAAAAUGAACUGAAGUUUAUUUUUACAUUUGUUGUUCAUCAGUAAGUAAAACACAAUUGUUAGAAUCCGUGGUACCAUGAAUAGUCAAAGUGGACAGUUAGAAAACGAAUUGUGCCGAUUGUGCCUUUCGGAUGAAAGCGUUUCUUGUCCCAUUUUUGCAGAUGGAUCCAAUCUACAUGAUCAGAUACUUCAAUGUACCGCUUUGAAGAUUGAUGAAGUUGAAGGAGUACCAUCCAGUAUAUGCGAAAUCUGUAAAUCAAAACUGGUCAUUUGCUCACAAUUUAUAAAACAAUGCCAGAAAACAGACGGAAAAGUUCGUGAAAUUUACAAAAAAUACUUCGAUCUCCAAAACCAUGAGAAAUGUAAUGAGACAAAUGAAAUCGAAAUUAUUGCUUGUGAAGAAUAUGAACUGGUUGGAACGGAAGUGGCAGAGGAGGUAGAUACUAAUGGGCAAGUUAUAUAUUUUGAAAUAAUCGAUUCCACAAACCAGGAAUCGCAACUCAUUUUGAAGCAAGCACAUGAAAUUGCUUCUGUUAGCAAUGAAAAUCUAGUUACGGAUGCUGGCAUCACCCCUAACGUUACACUCACUGUUGAAAAAGUUGCAGAGGUUUCAACGGAUAAAUCAAGAACAGAAUCUGAUGCAGUUAUCCCUCCGAACGUUACGCUCACUAUUGAAAAACUUACAGAAGUUUCAACGGACAAAUCAGAAACAGAACCUGAUGUAGUUAUCACUCCAAAUGUUGAAAAACUUGCAGAAGCUUCAACGGUCAAAUCGAUGACAGAAUCUGAUCCAACUAUUAAAAGUUGUAAUAGUGAUAAGCCCAUUGCCUCUAAGAUAAAAUCAUCUACCGUAACUAAAACACGAGGUCUCAAGAAAUAUCAAAAACCGUGUCCCAUCUGUGGAGUACUACAACGUAAUAUGAAUCAGCACAUGCAUGUUCAUACUGGUGCCAAAAAAUAUAUCUGUCCGGUCUGUAGUAAAGCAUUCUCCCAGAAAGGCAACUUAACGUGCCAUCUCAAUAUCCACACCAAGGAGAAGCCACAUAAAUGUGAUCAAUGCGAUGAAGCAUUCGGUGAUCCUACUGGACUCAAAAUGCACAAGAUAAAACAUUCAGAUGUACUGAAGUAUGAAUGCGAUUUGUGCAAGAAAACAUUAAAAUACAAACAUUCCCUCCAAACUCAUAUGCUCAGCCACCGGAACGAGCGAAGGCACGCUUGCACUUAUUGUGAUAUGGCUUUUGUGACAAGCUCUGGCUUGAAAAAGCACAUUCGUACACACACCGGAGAGCGUCCAUAUCCGUGUUCUAAUUGUUCGAAAGCGUUUACCAGUGCGGGAAAUUUACUUUAUCACAAGAGAAAUACUCGUUGCAAUCGUGGUUCGAGCAAAUUAAAAAAGGAUAAAAAAUCUGCUUCGCCUCCAAAAAAUGCUAAGCAGUAAAAAACUGUUAUAGCAACGGUAUAAA